CCUCCUGCCUGCUCUGCCCCUCCCAAGGUAAGAGCCCAGUGAGCCACUUUCCUGCUGGCUGUCCCUUCUCUGCUCCUGGAGGCUUGGCGAGCAGGACGGGACCGUGCCGUACCAGGGCUGCCGGGCUGGGCGAAGGUUCUCGGCUAACCUCCAGCCCUAGCCGGACUCUGUCCCCCAGCUACACCCUGGUGCCCCAGCCGGACCCCGCGCCCCGGCCGGACCCCGUGCCCCAGCCAUGGAGCUGCCGAGCGCCUGCAGCCACCCGUGCUGGUUCCUGCUCACGCUGCUCCUGGGGCUGCUCCUCUGGGCCAGGAGGAGACGCACCUGGGACCCCCGCAAGUGUCCCACCGACCUGACCGGCAAGACGGUGAUUGUCACCGGAGCCAACAGCGGGAUCGGCAAGUGCGUGGCCCUGGACCUGGCCCGCAGGAAUGCCCGCACCAUCCUGGCGUGCCGGAGCAGGGAGCGGGGCCAGGCAGCAGUGGAGGAGAUCCGGGCGGCCACCGGCAACCCCGCGGUGCUGCUGCGGCUGCUGGACACCGGAUCGCUGGCCUCCGUGCACGCCUUUGCCCAGGCUGUGCUGCGGGAGGAGAAGCGGCUGGAUGUGCUGGUGAACAACGCCGGCCUCACCGGGCUGCCCUUCACCAUUACGCCGGAGGGGCUGGAGCAGACCUUCGCCACCAACUACCUGGGACCGUUCCUGCUCACCAACCUGCUGCUGGACCUCCUGAAGGCGUCAGCGCCCGCCCGUGUCGUCAACGUCUCGUCCUUCCGGCACAGCGCGGGCACCGCCAACGGCCGCUACCUCACCGGGCAGGAGCGGCCUGGCGGCUUCGAUGCCGCCUACAACAGCACCAAGCUGAUGAACGUCCUCUUCACCGCCGAGCUGGCGCGGCGCCUGCAGGGCACAGGGGUGAUCGCCAACGCCCUGAGCCCCGGCGUGGUGAGCACCAGCAUCAUGCGCCACUUCAGCUGGGCCGUCCGGGUGCUCUUCGCCCUCAUCCGCCCCUUCAUAAAGUCGGCAGAGCAGGGGGCCAUCAGCACCAUCUACUGCGCCGUCUCGGAGGAGGUCUCGGGCAUCACGGGCAAGUACUUCGACAGCAACUGCAGGCUGGCGCUGCCCUCCAUGGCCGCCCGUGACGCCGGCCUCGCUCGCAAGCUCUGGGAAGAGUCGGAGAGGCUGACAGGGCUCACCGAUGGCCCCCGGCACUGAGCCGGCGGCAGCUCUGUGUGGGGACGUGGCAGUGCCACCUGGUGCUGCCAGCCGCUGUGCUGGGGUCCCCGCAUCUCCCCGGGACACGGGGUCAGAUGCUGCCAGGGGGACAGUGCCAUGCGGGUGGUGGGCAGCCACCGCCAGGGAGCUGCCCCGGCCCCAGUGGUGCCAGCACCCCAAAGCACAGCAGAGGGGGGGUCACCCCACCUAAGCCAGCCCCCCGGUCCCACAGGCGCAGCCCCUACAGCCCCUUCCUACGAGGGAGAGGGGCCACGGGGCCCAGCCAGGCCAGGCCAGCCGCUGUGACGGCGCAUAGACUGUGCCAACAGCUGUGGUGUAAAUGCUUUAUUAAAAAGCCCUGUGCAGCCAGC
Molecule: messenger RNA, 1584 nt
Organism: Harpia harpyja (harpy eagle)
Lineage: Eukaryota; Metazoa; Chordata; Aves; Accipitriformes; Accipitridae
Product: retinol dehydrogenase 12-like
Exons: 6
Coding region: 236-1213 (325 amino acids)
Source: RefSeq, a predicted model, not a curated record